GCUGCCGAGCUGCUGCUCCCGCUGGCGGGCGGGCCGCCGCUGCGGCUCCACGUGCCGCGGGACGCAGGCAGCUCCGAGACUGGCGUGACCGUCUGGCCCUCCGGCCUGCUGCUGUCUGCCUGGCUGGCAUCGCAGCCGCCCGCGCUGCUGCAGGGCCGCAGCUGCGUCGAGCUCGGCUGCGGUCUGGCGGCGCUGCCGACGAUCGUUGCGGCGCGCCUCGGGGCGCUCCGCCCCCCCGGCUGCCUCGCGACCGACGGCCUCGCGUCGGCCGUGGAGGCGGCGGCCGCGAAUUUGGCCCGGAGAACGCGGCGGCGUCGAGCGCCCAGCUGCUCGACUGGCAGGAC
This is a messenger RNA of Prorocentrum cordatum, 344 nucleotides long. The record is from the annotation of a GenBank genome assembly. NCBI's taxonomy places the organism in Eukaryota, Dinophyceae, Prorocentrales, Prorocentraceae.